AGUAGCUGGGAGUAUAAUAUAUAUGUGUAUUUCUUUUGAAUAAUGACACUACAUUUACAAUUUUUUUGAGUUAUUUCAAACUUGCAUUGGUGUUGUACUUUAGUGGUGGCUUUUAUACAAGAAAGUUGCAAGAAUUUGUCUUAUGAAACUGCAACAAACACUGCUAUAUCGUCUGAUCUUGAGCAGAGUAUAAGUUUAAUGGAAGAUAUGAUCUGGUUCUGUUUAUUAAGACUAUCCGGAAACAGGGGCUAUAUGCUUAUCUGCGUAUUGGACCUUAUGUUUAUGCAAGUUGAAUUUCAGCUGAAUUUCUUGGAUUCAAGGAUUUCAAAGCAAGUCUUCAUUAAAAGUCCAGACGCUGCUCAAUAUCCAACUGUAUGUGAAGUUGUUCAACAUUUGGACCUGUAUUCUUCUAUGUGUUUGCUGAUCAGCUUGGUGUCUGCAUUGUUACUGAUCUCAAAGUUAGUCGAAAUGAUUUUGCUCUGCUGCUAUUCAUCGCCGAUUUGCUGAUAUGUUCUUUAUGUCUUCUCUCUAAAGGUACUUAUCCAACUGUGUCCUGCUAAAACAGAUUAAUACAAUUUUGUUUUAUUGCUUUUUAUUUUCAAUCUUUUUAAUAUUAUGGUGAGCUUAACUGUUUGGAUUUAGAAGGAUAGAAUAAUGGUCUAGUAAUGGUUUGUGGUAAAAUGCGCAAGAGUGUGCAUUAGAUAUCUGGAAUGUAGUCAAAUAGCUUCCAGCUCAAGGUCAAUUUCAUCUAAAGCUGUAUUGACACUCUACUAUAAACUAAAGCUUACCUUACUAUCUCUUCAUAUUUGCUCUACAUGUCUUAAAUCAGUUUAGGAAGCCAGAAAAUGGUAUACAUUCAUUAGACUUGCACUAACAGUAACUUAUCCUUUAAAGUUAUCAUUAAUAGCCUAAAGUUUGAAAAUCAUUCACCAUUUUAAUCCAAGUUUUUGCAGAAGCCUGUUUAGCUGGUACACUCCCUCCUGCACUCAGCACACUACUGUUGGAAAAGGAAAAAGUUGUCAGGCUGGGUGUCAGAAAUUUUAGGCUUAAAAUAAGACUCUCUUCUCUUCCCUUGUGGAGAUUUUAGGCUUACAAUUUAGUUGCAUAUUAAAAAUUUGACAUUUUCUUAUGGGGACCAUAUGUAUGUGGCAGAUGAUUGAUUGGGUUAGAGCUUGAAGCACCCUCUAUUAAUCUUAGAUAACACUGGUGUAUUGUCUGAUCUUGAGCAGAGGUACUUCAUUUGCUUGAUUUUUUCUUGCUGGCUAGGCUUUUAAUUUUAUAUACAAUGUGGAAUCUUUGUUGCAAUUUGCAAAUAACAUGUAUUUAUUCAGACUACGUUUGCAUUUUAGUUUAGAUUUUAGAUAAAUGUAGCUUUGUAUACGAGGCAACGAUAAUGCAGAAACAGCAAAAGGUUAGAGGAAGAAGAUGAUGACAAAAUAAGUUAAAGAUCCUUAUACUUUACUAUAAUUUUAAUGGAAGAUAUGAUCUGGUUCGGUGUAUUAAGACUAACCGUUGGGUUGUAUCUUGGCCAAAGAGGAAUUUAUGUUUUGCUUUUUCUUUGUCAAAAUCUGAAUGAAGCAGCUUAUAUUCACUUACAAAAAAAAUCAGAGAAAGAAAGAGGGGAGGAGGUCGGGAAAUACUUCAAGGAGAAGUUUCCUGAUAACAAAGCAGUCGCUGCUGUUGGGAAAGCAGGUGGCAAGAAGUGGAAAUCUCUCACUGGUGUGGAAAAAGCUCUAUAUGCUGAAAAGACUUUGAAGAGAAAGCUGAGUAUUAGAUCAAAGUAUAAUCAGAAAGAGCAUAUCAUAGUUGUUAAAUAAA
Mercurialis annua (annual mercury) is the source of this 1818-nucleotide messenger RNA. Its product is annotated as HMG1/2-like protein. The record is from RefSeq and is a predicted model, not a curated record. The coding region runs from base 1473 to 1817 and encodes 114 amino acids. The transcript is spliced from 8 exons. NCBI's taxonomy places the organism in Eukaryota, Viridiplantae, Streptophyta, Magnoliopsida, Malpighiales, Euphorbiaceae.